AUGAUGGGGAAGAACGACCUAGAACGUUACUAUGUUGAUGCAAUCAAUGAUAUUGCAUCCGAUUGGCGCACUAAAUUUAUCGAUUCAGCAUUCCAAUCGACCGAUGCCGGUGUUGGUCCCAAGGCAACUCAGGAUGAUCUCAAGCACCACAAAUCAUUCAUAGGCCCCAAGUUCGCUUCGGCUCUAAACGCCCACUUGAGCGCGAAUCCGCUUUCAAGUAGAGGACCCUUUGUGUUAGGAAAAGAUAUCACAUACGCCGACUUUGUUAUCUUUCAGAUUGCGCAUGACGAGGACUGGCUAGGACUCGACACCAAUCCACGUCUCAACGAACUGGUUCAGGCCAUGAAAGCACGCCCGCGUCUUGUCGAGUACUUCAAGAGCGAUCGUUAUUAUAACUACGAGUUUUCUCCUGUACCUCCGAGACUUCCAGCAUGUUACGGGCUGAUUAAGAAUUUUCACGAGGACCGGCAGGAAAGCCGUGAAGACGUGCCUAAUUUGGCAGUGUUAACCGAAGCCAAGCAUACAUCUGUAGAUGCGGAAGCAGAUCAUUUGUGGGAGCCCCUGAAUUCUUUGAAUUCUUACAAAUGGCGGCAGACAUGUGCACGUUGGGGCGUUGUCCCUGAGGAGAUGUAUUCAGCUGCUCCGGGUCCUGCGGCGGCGGCGACUGCUUUGGGAUGUACGAGCGCUGCUCCUCUACUGCACAAAAGCGUCAGAAUGUCGCUCAAGGGAGCUAGAAGAGCACUUUUAUUUCUUGCCACCCCUCGAACCUGCAAUCUAGACAAAGUCUACGCCUCUGAAUCAAACGCGUUGUGGAGCAAGAUGGCCCCUUUUUCCCAAUGGCCAAGAUUUGAUUCUAGAUUUAUGGAAAUAUACCAAGAUAGUAAACUCGUCAAACGCAAUGAAAAUUUAGCUGGUACUCGAACAGAAGAUGGCCUCCAGCAGAAGCCCAGCCGUAGCGCAAUUUCUAUAGAAGAGUGGAUUUAG
Rhizoctonia solani is the source of this 984-nucleotide messenger RNA. Its product is annotated as glutathione S-transferase. Lineage: Eukaryota; Fungi; Basidiomycota; Agaricomycetes; Cantharellales; Ceratobasidiaceae. The transcript has 7 exons. The record is from RefSeq and is a predicted model, not a curated record. The coding region runs from base 1 to 984 and encodes 327 amino acids.